Molecule: messenger RNA, 3281 nt
Organism: Hydractinia symbiolongicarpus
Lineage: Eukaryota; Metazoa; Cnidaria; Hydrozoa; Anthoathecata; Hydractiniidae
Exons: 3
Coding region: 477-1223 (248 amino acids)
Source: RefSeq, a predicted model, not a curated record
CCGGCAUAUUUAGCAUGUGCCUUAGCAACAACUAUGGGUCAACCCAUGCCAUGUGAGGAAAAUUAGGUAGACAAUGUCCGUGUAUACCUAAUGUAUAAGUUGAGAAUACAUGACCCAAGUUGAUAACAGUGUUUCCAACACUGAAGUGGCUAUAUCCUAUAUCCUGUAAAAAAUAUUUGGAUAAGAAUAAUUAAUAAGUAAAUUCACAAUGCAUCCGUUUGUGUAGGCUUUCAAGGUAUCUUCCUUGGAGUUUUGUUUGGUGUAAUUUAGUCAAUUUGUUUUGCACUUUGUGACUAUGUAAACUAACUUUAAAUGAAUAGGAAAGAAAAAACAAAAAAAAAAUUAUAUAAUUGUAACAACAACCAAUAAAAUGUAGUAAUAGACAGCACCAAUUGGACUUUAUUGCCGAUACACUCCAUGAUGAUGUCACACCCUUUAAAGACAAAGACAUCUCAUCAGAAUUGACAUCUCAUUCGAUGUUAGAAGAUGCACUGUUGGACUGUUUUCAUUUUCUUCACAAGGAAGGCUUGCCAGAAUACAAUAUGAAAAUAUUUUUAAAGUUCUUCUUCAACCUUCUUAAAGAGACUGUGUUCGCAGAGCUUUCCAUCGAUGAAGCUGUUGCUUUGUUUCGAACAAAGAUGAACGAACUGUGCGCUUCUGGCCAUUUUAAGUCGGACUUUUUAAAAUCAAGCAUCGAUUACAUUUGCUUAACCGUGAUACAACACUAUCACCUGUUUGUUUAUGCUUUGUGUUACCAACGCGACGAGCAAGUACAUGUUUACGAAGCUCUCGUAGAAGUACCACCACGUGGUAUUGCACCACUGUCAGCAAGUACUCCUGCGGAUGUAUGGACGCGUCAGCAGAAAAUCAAGGAGGAAGAUUUCAAGUUCUUAGCUCAAGAACAGAUGCUGAACGCUACCUUAUGCAGCACCACUGAAACAACUGUUAAAGAACUUGAAUCGUAUAUGAAGUCAUUAGAAGAACUUUGCUCAGACACAGUCACAGUCAAUGAAAUUUCCGAGAUUGUAAACUCAAUCAUUAAAAAACACGGCGAUUUAACGGCAGCCGAACUGGAUUGCGCUUUGGAACGGAGUAAGCGCCUGGUCAUGCUAGAGCACGAGAAGAAGAAACUAACGAAUAAUGCUUUAGGAAAAUGUUCGCAGAUGAAGACUGCUUCAAUAAGUAGAUCCAAAUCACCAGCAUCGAAUCGUAAAGUCCGUUGAAGUUUUGUUAUACAUGUGUAGACUAUCUAUAGUUGUAAGGAGUAAGGAGAGGAAACCACCGCAAGUUCUGUACUUGUACUCCUACUUCUGUAUUUUUUUUACUUGUAUUCGAAAAGUUAAUUUUAACAAAAAAAAAAAUUGAACAAAGAAAGGUCUAUUUUGAACAAGGAUAGGUUAGGGUUAGGGAUUUGAACAAAGAAAGGUCUUUUGGUGAUUCGCAAAAGUUAAUGGUCACGAUUUGUUCCAUUUACAGUAGUUUCUGUCUGCGUGUUUCUUUUUCUGAUGCAAAUAUUAUUCGCCACUCAUUGACGGCUAGAGUGUAUUUUAUCGUACUAUCAACCUUGUGUCUUUAGCUUGUACAACGACAUGGUGUUUAAUCAAAAAGUUACGAUGUUUGAUGUAAAUAAAGUUAAAUAAUAUAUGUUAAUUUAUUCCUUUAUGUAAAUAUAAAAUAUAUGUAUAUGUUUUCAAGUUUAUAAUCCAAAUAUGUGUUAUAUUAAAUCAGAAACUGCGUAUUGUCAUUUUAACCCAAGUGGAGGAAUGUUCUACAAAUUUGCUACUAAUCAAUGUUUUGUUACAAAAAUGCUCAAAAGAAUAUCUGGUGAUGGCUUGAUAACAUUUGACCUUAAAAAGGGUGCAAUUUUGAUUAUUUUAAAUUUUAGCACUAAUGUUCUUUGUGAAGAUUGAUAAAAUACAUCGACUUACGCAACAAAAAAUAUUGCGUAAGUGGAUUCUUCCUCUAGUUUAUUAACUACUAACUAACUGUUUAUUUCCAAUAAGUGUAUUUUAUCUGCAGUUUUUGUCUUGUGUUUCUUAAUAAUUUUCUGUUAAGCUUAUUAUCUUGAUCAUUAUCUUAAACCAUUUUCUUGACUCCCUUAAGUCAUUUUCUUGAGUUCUUGAGUCCUUUAAACUUUCGUUGCAACUUUCUUAUAAAAAAUUACGGUUAACUCGAACCUCGGAUAAACCUAACAUUCUUUAACUCGACCCAUUCUUCGUCACCCUAAGGCUAAAUUCUUCGGAUAAUUCGAACUUUUCACUCGAGGAAGGGUAAUUAAAGACUUUUACAGCCCCUGUGGUUUAUUUUUUUAUAUUGUGAUGGCGAGGUAACAGGUGUGUCGGGAAUGAGGUUGCUCUUGAAUAAUUUUACAGGGACAGGGUGACCACUCCUCCUUAAAUUCCUUAAAUAACCUUAAAAAAAGUCUACUCAAAAGUACUUAAAAAAAUUUAAGCUAUUCUCCUUAAUUUCUCCUUGUUUCUUAAUUUUUCUGAUCGUAACUUUUUUGGAAAUGUGUUUGUGGAUUGUUCAACACUAUUGAAUUACCUGAAAUUCUAUAUUUUCUAUCUUUCGGGGCACAAUUUAUAUGUAUAUUGGUAUAAUAUGUAUAAUUUUCUCAUCAUAGAAUAUAGUAUGUAACACAAAAAGAUAAAGAACUAAAAUUGGUUUUUCCCUUAAUUAUCCUUAUUUUUUUUUUUUUUAAAUUCUCGUUCGCAGCAAAAUAUCCUUAAAAAAUGUCAAUUUGUCUCCUUAAUUCUCCUUAAUCUCCUUACUUUUAUUUUCAUUUUAUUAGUGGUCACCCUGGGGGAAGAAGAUAUCGCUUUAAUGUAACCAGUGGUGCAUAUUUUGACAAAUGGUGUACACUGAUUUUCGCAUUUUUUAACAGAGUUUAAGUUAGUUUUCGAUUUUUUCAAAAUUUAUUUAAAAAAACAUAUUUUUAAAAAGUGACUGCCAGGUUUAUAAAAUGUGCGACGCGAUCAAGUUCUGUACGAAGAUUAUGAUUUCCACUUUUUGAAAGAUUACAAACCUUGUUGCCAGAAGCAAUGCGAUUAACCAAUGCAAACUUUGGCAAAGUAAUGAGACGUAACAGAGACGUUGAAGAAUCAUUCUUGAUCUCUUCCGACCUAAGAAGGCACUGUUGUCAACUUUAUUGGAAAUGAAAUAGUUGGUAAAUACAUGGCGAGCAAACAUUAAAAAUGGAGCAACAAUUACUUUCACACCAACGGAGCACUGCAAAAAAGUCCUAGUUGGUUGUAUUGUAGACAUGAAUUCUAUAUGCGGAA